CUAUUUCAAAAUUUGAUCUCAUUUGAAAACAUUGGAUUAGAUUGUUGCACAGACAAUGGGUUAAUGUAUUAAUCAUAUAGAUUCAAACAUAUUCGAUAGGCCAAUGAAAAGCAAAAUCCUGUCUCUUUUGACGAUUUGAACCAGGAAGACGAAGGAAAUGAAGGAAAACUAAAAUUAAAAGUCAACAGCAAACAAACAACAAAUCAAUCAAAUUCAAAUGUCAAAAAGAUCCAACCAUGAUGUGAUUAUAAUUUCAGCGUGUAAGGUGGGGAUUUGAUGAAACAGUAUGGGAAAUUCCUGUUGCUGCUGUGUACCAGGGUGGAAACGUCGACUUGUGAUUACUGAUAGUGGUAAUGUCAGUGGGUGUGGGGGAUUUGUCAGUGGUGGGGGAGGAUGUGGCGGAAGAUUCACACAACAUCGGCAAGUUGAACUUGGUGAUUAUGAUAGCGAUGAUGACCCUGGGUGUGGGGGAAGAAAACGCAGAAAGAAUAAAAAAUCAUCUCGAGGAAGGAGAAAUCAAAUUAAUGAUAGAGCUGAUGUUGUAAAUGAUGUUGAGAGUGACUCGGAUCCUGGUUGUGGAGGUCGAAGAAAUAAGUCCAGGACUAAAAAAAGAACUGGUCAGAGUGCUAAAAGUCCUAUGAACAAUGGAGAGAUAAACACUGCCUACUCAGACAGUGAUUCAGACCCAGGCUGUGGAGGACGGAAGAAAAAUAAAUCCAGCAAAAAGAUUCCCAAACCCAAGAAAUCACCAACUAAUAAGGUUCACGCUAUUGAUGAAAACCCAAAUGCACAAAGCAAUAAUAAAAGAAACCCAAAUGGCUUCAUUGUGCACGAGGACAAAUUAUCAAAUGACACUCAACAUAAUUCUCCUCGUAUUAAUCACAACAAGGGACUUAAAGAUAGAACUAACAUCCCCAAUGGUGUUCCAUCAACAGAUAAGCAAACAUUUGAUAAUGAUAAAUGGAGUUCAAAAAUCACUCAUCAUGAAGCACCUCAAAAUCCUAAAAAUGAUGGUGUUGUUUUAAACCAACUGGACACUGGUAGAUACAUAACCCAAGAGAACCAACAAGAAAAUAGAUCAGGCAAUAACAAAAUGGAUGAAGAUAAAUGGAUCUCAAGAACAACACACUAUCCCCCACCUCAAAAUCCCAAAAGUGGAACAUCUGGAGAUUAUUACAAAUCAGACACUGGACGUUAUAUUACACAACAAGAGAAACAUCGCCAAAAUGAAUCGAGCUCUAUAGACAGUAACAGACUUGACGGUGAUAAGUGGAUCUCAAGAACAACACAUUAUCCCCCACCUCAAAAUCCCCAAAGUGAAACAUCUGGAGCAUAUUACAAACCAGACACUGGCCGUUAUAUCAAAAAAGAUCAAGAGAUUCUAGAUAUGCCAAACAAUAUGCCACCUAAUAGGUAUAAUAUGAC
Messenger RNA from Owenia fusiformis, 1425 nucleotides. NCBI's taxonomy places the organism in Eukaryota, Metazoa, Annelida, Polychaeta, Sabellida, Oweniidae. The record is from the annotation of a GenBank genome assembly.